UCAAGUUUGUUGAUUCACCUGGGGCCUGGGCUAAUCGAUAAAUAAUAACAUCCCGCCUUUUAGGCGCAUCUUGUCACGUCGCAAAUCACUUAAACUUCAUUAUACCUACCAGGCGUAUACUAUUACCUCUGGAGCUUUUUAGAGACCAAAAACGACGAGACAAACAAACAUUAGCCAGAAGAAAUAAACUCAUGUACCUGAUCAACUCAUUUUUCAUAUCGUAUUGAACUAAAACAUCCCCACCAUGCCACCUCGAGCGCCUGGGAGAUCCACGCGCAACUCUGCUGCUGUAUCCAAAGCUUCCACCGCAGCCCAACCCUCACGCGCUUCUCCAGCAUCACGACGCUCAUCAUCCAAUGCUGAUAUCCCCGAGGAAGCACCUGAAAGUCAAUUACGAACCCAAAUAUGCGCAAUAUUCCGCGAUGCACAGAAGACUACCGCUACUCACCGAAAGUUGGUCGUCAACCUCCGCAAGAUUCACGAGGCAUGCUGCUACGAGCCUACGCGUCCCAACAAGAACACGCCUACCAAUUUCGACGAGUCCGACUUCAACAACGAAUUUUCCCGAUGUGUUUUGAGAAUCAUGCCUGUGAAAAAGAGCGAGAGCGUAGGUGAGAAGACUAUACGCUUUGUCGGUCUGUUUCUGCGCCAUGCCAACGACAAGGACAACGAGCUACUAGGAGAGGAGGAUGUUGAUGCUAGUACCAUGCCCGAGACUCCAAGUACUCGCCUUACCACCCAAGUUUUGGAGGCUAUCUUGCCCUUGCUCACUGCCAAGGACAAAUUUGUUCGAUACCGAGCAACUCAGCUAAUCUCUCACGUUAUCAACUCCUUGGAUGCCAUCGACGAUGAUCUAUUCCAGAAGCUGCGCCACGGUCUCCUUAAGAGGAUACGUGACAAGGAAGCUAUGGUCCGUUCACAAGCUGUGCUUGGCCUUGGCAGAUUGGCGGGAAACGAGGUCGAAGGCAUGGUAAACUCAGAUGACAGUGACGAUGCUGAGACAGGACUCUUAGAUAAGCUUCUGGAAGUGUUGCAAAACGACCCGAGUGCUGAUGUCAGGCGUUCGCUCCUCGUCAACCUGCCUAUAUUACCCAACACUCUUCGCUAUCUCUUGGAAAGAGCUAGAGAUCAAGAUCCUGCCACUCGCCGUGCAGUCUACUCGAGGCUAUUGCCCGCGCUCAGCGACUUCCGCUAUCUCUCCGUCCUCAUGCGAGAAAAACUGCUCCGAUGGGGCCUACGAGAUAGAGACGAGAAUGUUCGAAAGGCCGCUGGGCGACUAUUCCGCGAGCGUUGGAUUGAGGAUUGUGCCCGAGCCAAUCAACCUGAAGACGAAGAGAACCCAAACGGCACAGCCCCCCCUACCUUAAAGGGGCUUCUUGAGCUGCUUGAGCGUAUAGAAGUUGUCAACUCUGGCGUCGAAAACGGUGUCGCGCUAGAAGCCAUGAAGGGGUUCUGGGAAGGAAGGCCAGACUAUCGUGACUUUAUAGAAUUCGAUGACAACUUCUGGAAGGAGCUAAGCGCCGAGUCCGUCUUCAUCGCGCGAAGCUUUAACCACUUCUGCCGGACCGAAGGAAAUGGGAAAUAUGAGUUCCUUACAGAGAAGCUGCCUGAGGUGACCGACUUCGCUUACCUCUUCGAACGUGAACUGAAAAUUCUCAUUGAAGUUACCAAAAGAGUCAACAGUCAGGCAAACGUAGAAGAUGAAACGGAGUUAGAAGAAGAAAGGGAGUUAGAAGAAAAAAAGGAGUUAGAAGAAAAGGAGUUUAUACUCGAGCAGUUGCUUCAUAUCAUCCUAACCCUGGACUAUUCAGACGAGGCUGGCCGGAGAGCGAUGUUUUCUCGGUUGCGGCAAGCGUUGUCCAUACCAGAAUUGCCCGACGAGAUCACCAAGCUUACCAUUGAGGCGCUUCGGGAUAUAUGCGCCCCUGACGCAGCUGGCGAGAAAGAAUUCUGCAGCAUCGUCCUCGAAGCUGUCGCAGACGUUCACGAUACCAUCGUGGAUGAAUCGGCCAUCGGCGACGGCGAGGAAAGCUUCCACUCGGCUCGAUCCGAAGUCAGCGGCGACAGCACACCUACCAAGGGGAAGAAGGGCGCAGAUUCCAAGUUGACCGAAGAGGAAGCUCGAGAGAAGGAAAUCAAGGAGAUAAUGAUCAACCUGAAGUGUCUACACAUCGUUCAAUGCAUGUUAUCCAACGUUGAAGGAUUGCUGCAGGAAAAUGACCACCUGGUGGCGAUGCUGAACAACCUAGUGGUCCCCGCAGUCCGAAGCACAGAUGCUCCUGUGAGAGAGCGGGGAUUGGUGUGUCUAGGACUAUGCGCGCUGCUCGAUCGAGAACUUGCCGAAGAAAACCUGACUCUAUUCAUGCACUUCUUCAGCAAAGGCCACGCGGCUCUCCAAAUAACCGCGCUCCAGAUUCUGACCGACAUUCUCAACGUCCACGGAGCACAGCUCUUGUCAGCAAACCCGGCACUGCUAAAAGUGUAUGUCAAAGCCCUCCGAUCUGGAGCUAAGUACCCAGAGGUGCAAGACACCGCGACUGUGGCGGUCUGCAAGUUGUUGCUCGGCCGCGUGGUCACGGACGAGGAUGUGUCGUCGGAGCUGCUCAAGACGCUGGUCGUGGCGUAUUUCGACCCGUCGACGGCCGGGAACCAGGGCGUCAGACAGGCUCUCAACUAUUUCCUUCCCGUGUUCUGCUACUCAAGGGUGGAAAACCAAGAGCUCAUGGGCUCGAUAGCGCUUGAUGCGUUGCACGCUCUCUACAAUGUCCGGGAGGGCAUCGACGACGACGCUAUGGAUGUUAGCGACGAGAUGGCUAGUCUCAAUACCAUCGGCGCUUGUUUGGUCGACUGGACGGAUCCUCGGAAGUGCUAUACACCGGGUAUCCCCAUGGAUGCGGACAAGAAGAACGUGAACGGCGAUGUUCACCUAGACCUAGCGAGGGCUAUUCUCGAAAAGCUAGAAAGUAACUUUAGCAAAGAAGAAAAGAAAGUCAUCGCCCCUCUCCUCGGCAAACUGUACAUCUCCCCCGCCUCGAGCGAAGACAAGAUCCGCGCCCUCUACGAGGACAUCUCCUCCGCCGUCGAGGACAACCUCAUGUCCGACGCCACCGGCCGCAACGCCCUCUACAAGAUCCACGUCUCCCUCGGCAAGAUCGUCAACCAGCUCGCCGCCGACCAAGACAAGGCGUCGCUGGCAUCUGGCUCCAACAGGCGAAGCGUUAGCGUCGGCGCCGCUAGUGUGGGUGGCGCUAGCAGUCGUAGGAGCAGAAGCGUCUCCCUCGCUCCCGCCGAGGACCCUAUUCCGGCUGCUACGGCGCGGGAGCCGGUGAUUGAGGAGGAGGAGGAAGAGGAAGAAGGGGAUGGGGAAGUGGAAGAGGGAGAGGAAGAGGAGGAAGAGGAAGACGAGAUAGACGAGGCGGAUGUUUCUGCGAGCACGGUUCGUCGGCGCAGCGGUGGGGCGGACUCGCUUGUCGAGGAGCUGUUGUCGGAUGAUGGGGAGACGUGAUGAACAGACAUGACGAAAUGAGAGGAUGAGGGGAUGGAAUGGGUGGGAUGGAAUAGGUGGAUGGAUGGAUGGAUGUUCACAACGGUCUAACCUAGAUGUUUAUAACGACCUAGAUGAUGUUGACGUUUCCAAAUCGACGUAAUGAAUUAGUACAUUACAUAAAUGUGAUGGAUGAUACUUCCUUCUUCCGUUUGAAGUACCCUGCCGUGUGUGUGUGUGUGUGUGUGUGUUUGCAUGUGUACCUACCUACCUACCUUUCUCUAUUGUGUGUAUGCUUGAGAGGGAGAGCCUACCACUACCUAGGUAAGCAUCAUCAUCAUCAUCCACCCACUUCUACUGUACAUACAUCACAUCUCCUUCAGCACCAACUAUCUAGCUAGGUACACAUCGAGGCCUAGUUUGGAGAAUUACUACCU
This is a messenger RNA of Hypoxylon fragiforme, 3921 nucleotides long. Its product is annotated as ARM repeat-containing protein. The record is from RefSeq and is a predicted model, not a curated record. Gene Ontology annotation, cellular component: condensin complex; condensed chromosome. Lineage: Eukaryota; Fungi; Ascomycota; Sordariomycetes; Xylariales; Hypoxylaceae. Gene Ontology annotation, biological process: mitotic chromosome condensation. The transcript is spliced from 2 exons. Bases 245 to 3505 code for a protein of 1086 amino acids.